This is a messenger RNA of Anisakis simplex (herring worm), 1836 nucleotides long. The record is from the annotation of a GenBank genome assembly. NCBI's taxonomy places the organism in Eukaryota, Metazoa, Nematoda, Chromadorea, Rhabditida, Anisakidae.
AGAUACGAAGAAGAAAUAAUGCCUUACAUGCAAGGAAUGAUCGAAAUCAUAUGGCAACUCCUUGUUGAAACCGAUAAUCGAUUGAGGUUUGAUACAUUGGUGAAUGCAGCGUUGGGUUUCCUAUCGUCAAUCUGCACUCGACCACAAUAUUCGGCGAUGUUCGAAGCUGAUGGAGUGCUGAAGACAAUUUGCGAAGACGUUAUCGUAAAGAAUUUAAUGUUGCGAAAAUGUGACAUUGAGCAGUUUGAGGAUGAACCACAUGAGUAUAUGAAACGAGAUAUUGAGGGCUCAGAUAUUGAUACACGACGUCGAGGCGCUAGUGAUUUUGUGCGAGCGUUGUGUCGUCGUUUCGAGGCGCAAGUCACCGGAAUACUUUCGGCUGUGAUAACGGCAUUUCUGGCUGAAUACACUCAGGAUAGAGCCGGGAACUGGCUGAAGAAGGAUGUGAUCUAUUGUCUAGUGACUGCAAUGGCCACAAAGGCUGAAACGUCUCGAUUCGGUGCAACAAGCACGAGUGAUUUGGUUAAUGUAGUGGAUUGCUAUCAGACACACGUACGAACGGAUCUGUUUGAUGAAGAUGUGAACAGUUUGCCGAUUCUGAAGGCUGAUUCGUUGAAAUACGUUGUGACAUUCCGAAAUCAACUUCAACCCGAACAACUGGUUGAAGUAGUCGCAGUGAUACCGAAGCUAUUGGCCUCAUCGCAUCCAAUCUUGCACUAUUAUGCGGCAUACGCACUCGAGAGGAUUAUGCUUGUGAAAAAUAAGCAAACGAAUCAGGUAGUGGUUUGGUUGGAUCAAUUUUUGUUGAUUUGUUUGGGUGUUUGUUUAUUCGAUUGUUGUCGUAUUUUUAGAUAUUCAUUUGUUCAUUUGAUCCGUUUUGUUCGUGCUUGUUGCUGUAAACGUGAGAAUGUUCAGGUGCUGAUAUCGAGGGAUAACGUGCAAGCUGGACCGUUGAUAGCAUCGCUGUUCAAUGCGUUCGACACGACGCCAAAUUCACAGAAUUCNUGUUUUUCCUUAUCGAUUCAUUCACUUAUUUGUUUAUUUUUAGAGUUAGGUCACUCAUUCAUUUUUUUUUCCAUUUCUUUAUCGGGAACAGUGCAAAGUUGCGGUGAGAUCGUCAACAAACUGGCCACAAUGAUCGCGAGUGCAGUGAAGAAUCCAGUGGAUCCGUUACAUAUUCAUUUCGUUUUUGAAUCUCUUUGUAUAUUGAUACGACAGGUUUAUACGGUCGUAGACGGUGGAGUUGAUAAGUUUAUUUUACCGUUGAUCGAGAAUAUUUUGGCGAAUGAUGUGGUUGAUUUUAUACCGUAUUCGCUUCAAAUCACCGCAUUGUUACUUGAUCAAGCACAAGCGCAAAGAGCCAAAACGGGUAGUUCGACUGUGGUCGAUAGUUAUUUGCCUUUCUUCAACUUCUUAAUGAAGGAAGAGUUGUGGAUUCGAACAGCGAACAUUCCGGCUGCUUUAUUGGUGCGAUUGCGAAUAAUUUCACAUUUAAUUUGCUAACAACAUUAUGGUCAACUGGUCGAAGCAGUCGUCAAACUGGUGGAGGCAUCGGGUUGUGGACCAACACCGGUGGUGACUGAAGAAGACGAUCGAACAGAGACGGGUCUGGUUGGCGAGAAGGGAGCUUAUUCGGCGAUAGAAUUGGAAUACAAUGACCCUUAUUGUAAACUCACUUAUGCACAACAUCAGGAUAAGAUUGCGAGUGAAAUUGCGAAUUUUAAAGCGUAUUUGGCUCAAGCAGUUAUGGUUCGUGCGACGUCGAUUCGACCAGAUUCGGGUGCGUGUAUCAAUGAACAGUUACGAGGCAUACUUACCGCAUAUGCGCAAUCGUGA